Molecule: messenger RNA, 1014 nt
Organism: Ramularia collo-cygni
Lineage: Eukaryota; Fungi; Ascomycota; Dothideomycetes; Mycosphaerellales; Mycosphaerellaceae
Product: related to alpha-1,2-galactosyltransferase
Exons: 2
Coding region: 1-1014 (337 amino acids)
Biological process (GO): protein N-linked glycosylation
Cellular component (GO): mannan polymerase complex; Golgi membrane
Molecular function (GO): alpha-1,6-mannosyltransferase activity
Source: RefSeq, a predicted model, not a curated record
AUGGCCGGCACACAAUUUCCUUAUCCGCGAAAGUCGUCGACCACCACAGCCGGCGUCUACGCCCCUGCGCGCUCCACCACCACUACACUGCGCCAACGGAGAGCACUGAAAACAUAUGGCUUGAUCCUCGUCGCUUUCAUAGCCCUGGUCUGGCUGCUCACCUUCCUCUUCCGCUCACCGACCUCGUCAACGACACUCUCCCCAGACCUCUACCGCACACCAUCCACGAGCGUCCCCGCGGGCACACCCUCAGUGGUCAUAGUAACCACAUUCGACCCGAACCUUUCACCGAAACACCGUGAAACAUUGCAAGAAAACCGCAAACACUAUGCUUCGCGCCAUGGCUAUGCAACCUUCUUCCCCAACACAAACGAUUACGACCUGAUGCCCAACACCCCACCAUCAUGGUCCACGAUCCCAGCUCUACGCCACGCCAUGACCCUCUAUCCACACACUCCAUGGAUAUGGUACUUGACAUCAACGGCUCUCAUCAUGAACACCGAAGAGCCUCUCCAAUCCAAAUUGCUCAACGCAAAAAGGUUAGAGGAGCUCAUGAUCACGGAUCRGCCUGUGGUCCCACCGGACAGUGUGAUCAGAACCUAUUCGCAUCUGCGAGGGGAGCAUAUUGAUCUGAUCCUGUCUCAAGAUCAGGACGGUCUUGCUGGAGGAAGCAUGUUUGUCAGGAAUGGGGAGUGGGCAAAGUUCUUCUUGGACGCGUGGUUCGACCCCCUAUACCGGACCUAUAAUUUUCAAAAGGCGGAAGGACAUGCGUUGGAGCAUAUUGUACAAUGGCACGGGACUAUCCUGGCGAAGUUGGCGUUGGUGCCACAAAGGAUCUUGAACAGCUACACGCGGGCUGUGGGUAGGGAGACGGGUGAGGGUCUCUACCAAGAAGGCGACUUCAUCGCCAAUUUCCACGGCUGCCAACGAGAAGCCACGAGAAGUUGUGAAGAGGAGAUGAGCCCCUUGAUAUCAAGGUGGAGAGAGCUGAGAGACCAAGAAGGAAGGAGAUGA